Molecule: messenger RNA, 1449 nt
Organism: Triplophysa rosa
Lineage: Eukaryota; Metazoa; Chordata; Actinopteri; Cypriniformes; Nemacheilidae
Gene: arl5a
Product: ADP-ribosylation factor-like 5A
Exons: 6
Coding region: 463-1002 (179 amino acids)
Biological process (GO): protein localization to Golgi membrane; vesicle-mediated transport; intracellular protein transport
Cellular component (GO): cytoplasm; trans-Golgi network
Molecular function (GO): GTPase activity; GTP binding
Source: RefSeq, a predicted model, not a curated record
GCAUCAAGUCGAACAAGCCUAGUAUACGGGAGCAUUUUAAUCGCCUUGCCAAUCGCACAACGUCAUGUUGUCUACGUAGGUAGCACACACAGUUCCGAAACAUCGUGAGACUUCCGGUGAGUGGUGCGUGGCUGUAAGCGAGUAGCGGCUUUGAUUGCGUUCAGCGGUUGUUGCGGCAGCGAGCGCACACGGACAGACGCUCGUCGGACUACUGCAGGGAACUGACAGCAAGCAGAGCCAAAUGAACGCCUUCAUUUCUUUUACCUCCAGCGAUGACAGCACUGAAAUGAUGCAGUAUUUUGAAACUCCGUCCUCAUGAGCCAUGGAUACCGUUCACACGAGAAAAAUUAAGGACUGAAUCCCUGUUACUGAGAGCUCUAGUUUGUAGUCGUUAGCUUAGCUGGCUAGCAGCAGAUUCAUUUCCAUUCCCGGGUGGUGUUUCCCGGGGCCCGUACACCAGCGAUGGGAAUCGUAUUCACAAAGUUAUGGAGGCUUUUUAACCAUCAAGAGCACAAAGUCAUUAUUGUUGGUCUUGACAAUGCGGGAAAGACCACCAUACUUUAUCAGUUCUCAAUGAAUGAGGUGGUGCACACUUCACCCACCAUAGGCAGCAAUGUGGAGGAGAUUGUAGUCAAUAACACACAUUUCCUUAUGUGGGACAUUGGAGGACAGGAAUCUUUGCGUUCGUCUUGGACCACUUACUACACUAACACUGAGUUUGUGAUCGUGGUUGUGGACAGUACAGACAGAGAGAGAAUCUCAGUGACCAAAGAGGAGCUCUAUAGGAUGUUAGCCCAUGAGGAUCUGAAAAAGGCUGGUUUGUUGGUUUUUGCCAACAAACAAGAUGUCAAGGAUUGUAUGUCUGUUGCUGAGAUUUCCCAGAGUCUGCAGCUCACCUCUGUGAAAGACCAUCAGUGGCACAUACAGGCCUGUUGUGCCCUCACUGGGGAAGGGCUCUGCCAGGGUCUGGAGUGGAUGAUGUCACGGCUGCGAGUAAGAUGACCUCUGAUUGCAGUGUGCUCCUUCUCUCUCUUUCCCACCGGCGUGGAGGCCGGUUGUCGCUCACUGUGAAGGUGACUUAGCGACGUCACCAGAACUUGAUUAAUUUAUUACAGAUUAUGGAGAACUAUGAACAAACAAUCCACAACUAACUACAGUAACUGAAAUAUGUCAGGACUCGCAAAACCCAGUGUUUUUUGCAGUUGAAUAAGGCAGCACAGACCUAAGAUGACUUGUCUCUAGUUGAACAAAUCUCUGUCUGGAGUGGCCUUGCUGCUUUGCCCAGGUACCUGACAUGGUGUUACCCAGUGUGUACAGUCCAGUAUUUUCUUUUACUCUGUGCCUGUGCCUGACUCUGUCUCCUCUGGGCUGAGGAGACACUGUAACAUGCAAAGAGAGACUGCACUCAUGUAAAAUACACUUAAAUAAAUAAAGUGUUUUUAUCUGUUA